This is a messenger RNA of Pelagomonas calceolata, 990 nucleotides long. NCBI's taxonomy places the organism in Eukaryota, Pelagophyceae, Pelagomonadales, Pelagomonadaceae. The record is from the annotation of a GenBank genome assembly.
CCCACCAUCGACGCCAGUAGGGCCAGCCACGGCCCAGAGUCGCAAAACACCCGCUCGCGGUCGAGCGCGUGGGAAACGAAGUCAUCGUCAAACUCUCCCAGGAGGACCACCCCACUGAUCGAGAAAGGGCGGCUAUGAUCGGUGCGGCGCCUCCAAGCAGAAAUCACAGUGCCAAAGUGCCUAUCGCUAGAGAGGCAGUUUUCAACAUGAAAAGAAACCGUGCUGUAUUAACCCAUCCUGAUGUGCUCCGUCAUACUAACGAAGGCGCGACCUGUGUGGUCGUCAAGGACGGGAACUCAGAAGAGAUGGUCAGGGUUCUCCUGGACCACCUCUCGCCGUUAGCUCGCCUUGGUCUCCAGAUGCGUGCCGUGGAGGCUUGUAUGGACAAGGGCGGAGUAAAGAGGUUGGGUUUAAACUUACACAAGACACAGGAACAGCGACUGCCGCGGGCCGCAUACAACUCUCUGGAUCAAAAUUUCGCGACACGGGCUGCGGCCGCUGCGAGACGCUCGAGCGUCGCGCGGAUCUACGACGUGACGACGAAGGUCAAGCUCAACCCACCAACGCGCGAGCUUUUGUCAUCGGACUGGUACGCAUUCGCCUUGUACUUGUGAUCAAUCUCGAGCGGCCCCUUUCGCUAAGGGCCGCGUGUCAGCUAAAUCGACCUCCUGUUUGAAGCGGAGUCCCAGAAACAUCGUGGCGAUGCCGCGGCGGCGCGCCGCUUGGCCGUCGCCCGGCGUUCACUUGCCGCAUCCUGCUCCUGGUACUGCAGGCUCCUAGCAAUGGCUUCGUCGUUUUGCAUCGAUGCCGCCAUCUCGCAGCUGUGAUGAGUGCCCCUGGAGUGUGGCGUGGAUCUGUGGAUCUGUGUACUAGGCGCAGUUUCUCGCGGUCUGGCAGCAACGCGUAGCCUAGAUCUUGUCUCGCAGACCGCACACACCGGCCAGAUCGCAGUAGAGAGCCAAUAAAUGCUUGGAGAGCAUUCCUAGUGUG